CUGAGGCUUUACUGCACGUUUAUUUUCCAGAUAAGCUCUGACAGCGAGGAAGAGAACCUUACGUUCAAAGCCUUGUUGUACCAAAUUGAAGCUACCGCUUCGUACCUUUCAAAAAAUGGAUUCGAAAGCGGCAACGUCGCCUGCUUCGUAAUGUCCAACUCGACUGCGUUCGCUGUUUCCCAUUUGGGAGUGUUGAAGUGUGGAGGAAUCAUCACCAGCGCCAACCCAUCCAUCUCGCAAGCCGACCUAGAACAUCAGUUGCAAGAUUCUAAGGCCAGCCUUGUGUUCACAGAAGAAAGUAUUCUACCUCGUGUUCUGAUGGCUGCAAAUAAUUGCGCCAGCGUCAAGAAAAUCAUCUGUACAAGGUCGUGGGCAUCAAAUGCAGCUUUACCCGAAGGAGUUGUGGACUUUAAAAGCUUGAUAACUGGACCAGUGUACGAGGGCGAGAGUCACAGCAGUGAUCUGGCAGUUGUUCCCUAUACGGAUAUUCCGACCAGAGGAACCGCUACUGGAAUCAUGCUCACCCAUGAAAAUGUUUCCACAGCUGUUGAUAUCUAUCAGAAAUAUCUGGACCGUAUUGCGAAAAAAGUGCUACGAUAUUGGGACUGUUCGCAAGAAAAUCUUCUUUUGUGCUCUUCGUUUGCGAACAUGUAUGGACUGCUUUGUCUCAACGUCGCACUCAUAAUGGGCUUCACUUCUGUGAUUCUCAAGAAAUUCGAUCCACUCAUGUUCUUCAACAGUGUUCACUCUUAUCGGGUACGCGUGCAAGUUCUUCUUAAAAGUGCGUUCUAUGAUAGUAAUGUCAUAGUGGGGUCAAAAACGGAAGUUCGUGCUGCCCUCCCACGCCGAGAAGAAUAG
Cooperia oncophora is the source of this 858-nucleotide messenger RNA. NCBI's taxonomy places the organism in Eukaryota, Metazoa, Nematoda, Chromadorea, Rhabditida, Trichostrongylidae. The record is from the annotation of a GenBank genome assembly.